Messenger RNA from Sinocyclocheilus anshuiensis, 563 nucleotides. RefSeq names its product protein regulator of cytokinesis 1-like. NCBI's taxonomy places the organism in Eukaryota, Metazoa, Chordata, Actinopteri, Cypriniformes, Cyprinidae. The coding region runs from base 6 to 548 and encodes 180 amino acids. The transcript has 4 exons. The record is from RefSeq and is a predicted model, not a curated record.
AGCAAAUGAAGAAAAUUAAGCAGACGGAGGAAGAUCUGCUGUACGGCACCAUCAUCAGAACCCCAACCAAGAGAAGACUCGCUGGAACCCCGACACCUGGAAAAGCACGCAAGCUGACAUCACGCAUGUGUAGCUCCACCCCAAACACGACUCUCCGUUCCAUAUGCUCCUCCCCUUCUUUGAGACCGCCCCUUUCCUCCAGCAAGUUGUGUGCACGGACACCUGCCCGUGGCCGAACCCCUCGUGGUCUGGAGAGGAACAAGGAGAAUAUCUCCCAUCUGAGCGGAGCUUUGCACACGAUGGCCGCCAGCCCUCAAAUAAAUUACUCCAUUACAUCCGUGGCCUCCUCCUACUCCGAGUUUGCGAAGGACUCUGAAUCCACUGCAGCGUCCAGGUCUGUAUAUCUAAAAAUGUUCACUGUCCAUCACACUAACACACACUCUUCUCGUCUAACCCGACUAACGGAGGAGGGUCUGUGUUUGUGUGUGCGUGCGCUUUCAGCUUCUAACAGUGAAAUGAGCACUUGGAGACAGAAACACAACAACUAAAAUACAAUCUGCUGU